Molecule: messenger RNA, 894 nt
Organism: Scomber scombrus (Atlantic mackerel)
Lineage: Eukaryota; Metazoa; Chordata; Actinopteri; Scombriformes; Scombridae
Gene: tnnt2e
Product: troponin T2e, cardiac
Exons: 10
Coding region: 1-678 (225 amino acids)
Biological process (GO): sarcomere organization; cardiac muscle contraction; regulation of muscle contraction
Cellular component (GO): troponin complex
Molecular function (GO): tropomyosin binding; troponin C binding; troponin I binding
Source: RefSeq, a predicted model, not a curated record
AUGGUGAAUGACUCUAAACCAAAACCAAAGACAUUUGCUCCACCUUUAACUGUGCCAAAGAUACCUGAGGGGGACAAAGUCGACUUUGAUGACAUCCACAGGAAGCGUCAGGAAAAAGAUCUGUCUGAGCUGCACUCCCUGAUCGAGGCCCACUUCAUUCAGAGGAAGAAGGAUGAGGAGGAUCUCAUCUCUCUCGUUAACAGGAUCGAAAAGCGUCGUGCUGAGAGGGCUGAACAAGUGAGGAUCCGUACUGAGCAGGAGAAAGAGAGGCAGGCUCGUCUUGCUGAAGAGAAGGAGAGGAAGGAGAUGGAGGAUGCACGUAAGAAGAUGGAUGACGAUGUCAAGAAGAAGAAGGCUCUAACAAACAUGACUCAGCAAUAUGGUGGCGUCCAACAGAGGCAAGACGGUAAGAAGGGAGCAAAGAAGCAGACAGAGAGAGAGAAGAAGAAGAAGAUUCUGGCGGACAGGAGGAAGCCUCUCAUCAUUGACCAUCUCAAUGAGGAAAAAAUGAAGGAGAAGGUCAAUGAGAUGUGGCAGUGGCUGCUGACACUGGAGGCUGAGAAGUUUGACCUCAGCGAAAGACUGAAAAGACAGAAAUAUGAUAUCAAUCAGCUCCUGGCUCGCGUUCAGGAUCACCAGAGCGCCAAAGGAAGAGGCAAGGCCAAGAGCAGGAGAUAGACGGGCACAUUAACGAGAGCUCUUCAAGGAAGCGUCUGAAAAUGAGCAGCAGUGUUGAAUUCAAUGACAUAAACAUACACUUAAAGGUUGUACACAUAACCAAUAAAGAGACUUGCGCUUUUGAGACAAUGCCUGUUUGUGUUUACUUCCCAGCAAUCCCCACUGUCUCUUUGUCAGCUUAAGAGCAAAUGAAGCCAAAUCAAUCAGGUGGCAAUA